AUGAUUGUGAAGCAUCCAUUCUUGCGUAAUCUACUUGUUGAUGAUAUCGAUUUCAAGAAAAGUCAACAAGAAGAAGAUCGAUACCAUGCGUUGAGAAAUAAACAGAAAGAUGAAGACUCUGUUAAAAAAUGUCCAAAAUGCAGACAAAACUAUCUUCCGUCCAAGACCAGUCAUGGAUAUUGCCAUUACCAUAAUGGAUUCAUUUGGGAUCUUGAUAAUAGUGCUAAACUGACAAUAGAGCAAGCGCAAGAAAAAAUUCAAAAAGCGAAAUUAGACGCAGCCAAUGCUCCUACUGGUCAGACCGUACGAUUGCCUAAAUUAGUAUGGGCAUGUUGUUUGGGAUUGUAUGGAAGUGAUCCACCAUGUCAAGUAGGAAGCUGCGGCUUACCUGAGCAAAUUGAUCCAGAAAGUAUCAAACCAGGCGAAGAUUAUGUAGAACUCGUUCGACAACUAUUCAUGAACAGUGAACAGGCUCAAAAAAGACUUGAUGCUUUUCUUAGAGCGAAUUCAACACAACACAUCAUAAAACAGACAAAACUCAAAUAA
This is a messenger RNA of Rotaria sp. Silwood2, 546 nucleotides long. Lineage: Eukaryota; Metazoa; Rotifera; Eurotatoria; Philodinida; Philodinidae. The record is from the annotation of a GenBank genome assembly.